AUGACGGGUUUAGUGAAACCAAAGCCACCGAUCGCAAUUCUCCAUUAUCCCGUUCUUGCCUUUCGUCAGUGGCGACAUUCUGAGGGGUGGACGGCCUCGCUUUCAUUUGUUCGUUGCCGUCGUAUCAAGCACCUGAUGGCCCCUUCCCCCACUCAGUCCCUCCUCGUCUCCCAUUUUUUUCAUCUCGUCGUGUUUGAACACGCGAGCAAGCGCGUCAUGCGUGCCAGCCUGCCUGCCGUGAGAUAG
Mesocestoides corti is the source of this 246-nucleotide messenger RNA. NCBI's taxonomy places the organism in Eukaryota, Metazoa, Platyhelminthes, Cestoda, Cyclophyllidea, Mesocestoididae. The record is from the annotation of a GenBank genome assembly.